This is a messenger RNA of Letharia lupina, 1383 nucleotides long. RefSeq lists its product as uncharacterized. The coding region runs from base 1 to 1383 and encodes 460 amino acids. The record is from RefSeq and is a predicted model, not a curated record. The transcript is spliced from 6 exons. Gene Ontology annotation, molecular function: heme binding; monooxygenase activity; oxidoreductase activity, acting on paired donors, with incorporation or reduction of molecular oxygen. Lineage: Eukaryota; Fungi; Ascomycota; Lecanoromycetes; Lecanorales; Parmeliaceae.
AUGCCGAUUACCGGGUCCUUAGGUCCUAUCAUCAGAGUGGCCCCAGAUCUUCUCCACGUCGAUGAUCCUGAGUUCUUCCGAGAGGUCCAUGGCCCUCAAGGAAAAUUUCUCAAGUCCGAAUACUUCUAUGGUACUGUAGGAGCGCCGAACGCUCUAUUGAGCAUUCGCGAUCCCCAUGAGCACAAGAUAAGACGUGCGAUCGUCAAUCCUCUCUUCUCGCAAAAAUCGGUCAACGCACUCGCAAGUAUGGUGCAAGACAAACUUGAACAAGCCAUGCACAUUGUAAGAAGGCGUCAUCUCGAAGGAAAACCAGUCGACAUCCAGAGGUUGUAUCGAUGCAUAUCGGCGGAUAUCAUCACAACCUCAAUGUUUGGAUACUCUCAGGAUCUCAUCCACUUCGGCGACGGUACUCACCCUCCCUUGUUGACCUGCCUGGACGGCUUCUUGUGUCAUGUCCACCUCAUGACACACUUUCCGUUCCUCGUAAAUCUUGCCCAAAAGCUUCCAGCUAUCAUAAGCAAGAGGAUACUCCCGGGAUAUGUUGAGUUCCGCAAAGACUGCGGUCAUUGGAUCGAAAAAAUCAUGGAGCGACGAGAGAAAGGGAGGUACACGGAUGACAACGACCGAACCGUCAUGUUCGACCUCUUACUUGAGUCCAAUAGUGAAAAGGAUUUCCAGCGUCUAAGUUUGGAGCAGCUCAUCGAUGAGGCUUUGAUUUUUAUCACCGCGGGAACUGACACAACAGCUUACGCACUCUCGUGUGCAACCUUUCGUAUUUUGCACACGCCCGGGGUGUUGGCCAAGCUUCAAGAGGAGCUAGGGCGAGUGCCUCUAGGUAAGGAAGGAAGGUUUGAGUGGAAGUAUGUUCAGAAUCUGCCUUAUAUGACAGCCGUCGUCAAAGAAACCCUUCGCAUCUCAACUCCUGCAAUAGGCCCGUUACCUAGGGUCGUACCUCCUGAGGGCGCCCGAGUUCAAGGCAAUCUCAUCCCCGGUGGUACAAUCAUCCUGAGCACUCUCAUAACCAUCCACGAAGAUCCACACCUUUUCGCCUCACCACAGCAAUUCCUCCCGGAGCGCUGGCUUGGCGACAAGGGCAUGGAGCUGGAAAGAUGGUUCGUGCCGUUUUCCAAAGGCUCGAGGCAAUGCGUUGGUAAAAAGUAUGUGCAUUCCAAAACAGAUCACAAUAAUGCAAGACCGACUGAUGUGUCCUGCGUUUUCAUCAGCCUUGCCUAUAUGGAGCUGUAUCUCACGCUUGCGAAUUUCUUCGGGAGGUUUGAGAUGGAACUAUUCGAGACUGAUGAAAAGAGCAUGGAAUGGCUAGAUCAUGGAGCUGCUUUGAACGCAUCGAGUGUCAAGGUCAGGGCAAAACCAUUGGUUAUUUAA